Babesia sp. Xinjiang is the source of this 1629-nucleotide messenger RNA. RefSeq names its product Eukaryotic translation initiation factor 3 subunit L (gene eif3l). Gene Ontology annotation, biological process: translational initiation. NCBI's taxonomy places the organism in Eukaryota, Apicomplexa, Aconoidasida, Piroplasmida, Babesiidae. Gene Ontology annotation, cellular component: eukaryotic translation initiation factor 3 complex; cytoplasm. The transcript has 4 exons. Gene Ontology annotation, molecular function: translation initiation factor activity. Bases 1 to 1629 code for a protein of 542 amino acids. The record is from RefSeq and is a predicted model, not a curated record.
AUGUCGUCUGAAGAUUUCACCCGCCAGAUAAGCGGGAGUGAUAGCCCACACCGUGGAUUCGGUGGUCUAAUCCCUCGUGAAUCCGAGGUGGUCGACUUCCUUCUCAGGUUUUGCGACGGGCUUCAUCAGCGUAAUGCUGAGGCAGUGAAGCUUUUGUACGAACAGGAGCUGAGCGCAAUUACUGAGAAGCACUUUAAGACGUCAAGAUGGCCAUCAAUUUCGGCCGUAGCUGGUUUCUACAGUCAGACUGGGCGUCUUCACAGUCUGAUUAUGGCCCUUUACUCUGAGAUAUAUUAUCGUCACGUUUUUUAUUUGGGUGAUGUGACGUUCGAUGACCGUUUGGAUUCCUGGGAGAAAUAUUCCAAGCUAUUGGCUUACUUCAUCGACGAGCUGGAGAAAGGUGAAGGUUCUGAUGGUCUAAACAGCUUGGUGAUUCCUGCAUCCUGGGUUUGGGACAUACUUGACGAGUUCGUUUAUCAGCUUCAAGAGUGUUGCCGAUGGCGUAGUCGUCUUAGUCGCAGCGACUCUAACGCUUUUGCAAAUGAGGCAAAAAUACAUUCGAUAUGGAAGGUGCCUACAGCGCUCGAGGUUUUACAGCGGCUCGCUAACAAUCCCAUCUUCCAGGGCAUGAGCCAUCCGUCUCAACGUGAUGGCCUGGAGUCUGCCGGUCGCGGUUUCCAGCUGGGUUACUUUGCUUCCAUUUCGCUGGUACGCCUGCACGUAUUGUUAGGUGACUACUACACAUCUGUACGUACGGCUACUACAAUAGAAGUUUCUAGCAAGUUUCUGUACUGGAAAGUUCCGUCGUACUACGUCUCGUUGUUUUAUCACCUCGGUUUCGCUUAUAUGAUGUUGAGGCGAUACAGCGACUGCAUUAAGGUUUUAUCGCAAAUAUUGAUCUUCUUAACGAAGCAACGCAGCUAUUCUGUUACCCAGAGCUAUCAGCAGGGUGCCAUGGCUAAGCUGGCGGAAAAGAUGUACCUUAUGUUGAUUUUGUGUCACACAACAACUAAAAUCCGUUUGGAUGAAACGAUCCUUCAAACCAUCAAGGAACAAUAUGCAAAUCGUUUUUACCAGUUGCAGGGGGACAAUGAGGAGGCCUUUCGCGACGCUUUCCUAAAAUGUUGCCCUAAAUUUAUAGAUGCAUCAAGUGGCAAUGGUCCCGUAAACGAGGACGAUUCCGACAUUACCGGUGGCACCCUCAACGAGCCCGUGCAACGACAAUUGAACUUGUUCCUGAGGGAGAUUGGAAACCAGCGCCGCGUUGACGAGAUAUACUCCUUCGCAAAACUGUAUCACAAUAUCAGCCUAGAGAAACUGGCUGCGCUGAUGAAACUGGGUGAUGACCGAGAGAUCGUGCGUUCUUACGUGCUGAGCGUGAAACACCAGACCCGUCAGUUUGCUAACUCUUCCAGUGGAGGCGACUUGAUUCCUGGAACAUCAGAGAGCGACCUUGAUCUGUAUAUCGACCAGAACAUUCUCUACAUCAAGAGCAAACAGAGUCAGAAGCUAUACGUAGAGUACUUUUUGCAGCAAAUACACCGCUGCAAGAACACCUUGCGUAAUCUGCAAUCGAAACGUGAAGAGCAGAGUCAGGCGAAGAAGGAUACAGUCGUUCAGGAGAGCUAA